This is a messenger RNA of Ochotona curzoniae (black-lipped pika), 1050 nucleotides long. It is a transcript of the gene ETV3L, whose product is annotated as ETS variant transcription factor 3 like. The record is from RefSeq and is a predicted model, not a curated record. Gene Ontology annotation, molecular function: DNA-binding transcription factor activity, RNA polymerase II-specific; sequence-specific DNA binding. NCBI's taxonomy places the organism in Eukaryota, Metazoa, Chordata, Mammalia, Lagomorpha, Ochotonidae. Gene Ontology annotation, biological process: regulation of transcription by RNA polymerase II; cell differentiation. Gene Ontology annotation, cellular component: nucleus.
AUGCACUGCAGCUGUUUGGCUGAGGGCAUCCCUGCUGCCACCCCAUGUAACUACUGGGUCUCAGGCCUGGCCUUCCCCGACUGGGCCUACAAAGCCGAGUCAUCCCCAGGCUCCCGGCAGAUCCAGCUGUGGCACUUCAUCCUGGAGCUGCUGCAGAAGGAAGAGUUCCACCAUGUCAUCGCCUGGCAGCAGGGAGAGUACGGGGAGUUUGUCAUCAAGGACCCAGAUGAGGUGGCCCGCCUCUGGGGCCGCAGGAAAUGCAAACCACAGAUGAAUUAUGACAAGCUGAGCCGGGCCCUCAGGUAUUACUACAAUAAGAGGAUCUUGCACAAGACCAAAGGCAAAAGAUUCACAUACAAAUUCAACUUCAGCAAGCUCAUCGUGGUCAACUACCCUCUGUGGGAAGUGCGAGCACCACCAUCCCCCCACUUGCUGCUGGGAACUCCUGCCCUGUGUCGGCCAGCCCUGGUGCCCAUGGGGGUACAGAGCGAGCUCCUGCACAGCAUGCUGGUCACCCAGCGGGCCCUGGUGGGGCAGCUGGCUGCACAGCAGGCCUCCCGCGGGCCACCAGAGGCCUCUGGGGACAAGAAGGGGAGCAGCAGCAGCAGUGUCCACCGACUUGGCCCUGGCCACUGCCGGCUGGGCCCUUGCUGCCACUUCGGGAGCCUUCAAGGCGAGCUGCCCAAUUUUGCCUCCUUCACUCCUCCCCUGCCACCCCCACUCCCCUCUGACUGGACCCGCCUCUCGGGGGCUUUCUUGCCUCCUCUGUCGGAGCGGCAGCUGCCCGGGAACCCCAAGCCCAACCUUCUGCUCCCAGGACCUCCCCUGCUGCCUGGGCUGGAGCCCAAUGCAGGUGAGAGGCUUCGGCUCUUGUCCCUGAGGCCUGAGGGACCAGAGAAAAAGCCCAACCCCAAGAAAGGAGCUCAGGCCGGCCUGGAGCCCAGGGCUGACUUCUCCUCACAGACCCACGGACUCGGAGCUGGGGAGGAAAGCUCUGGGGCCCCCAACCCAGAGACCUUCAAGGCAGUGUGGCCCUUGGACCCUCCCUAA